AAAUAUGGACAUGGACCCGCGCGGAACCACUUUGAAAAAACUGCCCGGGGCUCGUGCAGCUGCUAGUCUCAUCCUCGCGCUCUCUCGCAGCCUCUUCAGUCCACCUCCAUCCUUGAAACAGCUCCCGACUGUCCGGAUAGCCGAGCUCCCUUCUGCCUCUGCUCAGACCACACAGCCCGACGAAACAUGGAGGCCAUCAAGAAGAAAAUGCAGAUGCUGAAGCUGGAUAAGGAGAACGCGAUUGACCGAGCCGAGCAGGCUGAGGGGGACAAGAAGGGAGCAGAGGACAAAUGCAAACAGCUGGAAGAAGAGCUGCUGGGUCUGCAGAAGAAGCUCAAAGGAGUGGAAGAUGAGCUGGACAAAUACUCUGAAUCCCUGAAGGAUGCCCAGGAAAAGCUUGAGCAGGCAGAGAAAAAAGCAACUGAUGCUGAGGCUGAAGUGGCGUCUCUAAACAGGCGUAUCCAGCUGGUGGAGGAGGAGUUGGACCGAGCUCAGGAGAGACUGGCUACUGCUCUGCAGAAGCUGGAGGAGGCUGAGAAAGCUGCAGAUGAGAGCGAGAGAGGAAUGAAGGUUAUAGAGAACAGAGCAACAAAAGAUGAAGAAAAAAUGGAGAUCCAGGAGAUGCAGCUGAAGGAAGCCAAACACAUCGCUGAGGAGGCAGACCGAAAAUAUGAAGAGGUUGCACGUAAACUGGUGAUCCUGGAGGGUGACCUGGAGCGCUCAGAGGAGCGUGCUGAGGUGGCUGAGGCGCGAGUGAGGGAGCUGGAGGAGGAGCUCAGACUAAUGGAUCAGAAUUUGAAAUCCAUGAUGUGUGGCGAGGAAGAGUACUCACAGAAGGAGGACAAAUAUGAAGAGGAAAUUAAAGUUCUUACUGACAAGCUGAAGGAGGCAGAGACCCGUGCAGAGUUUGCAGAGAGGUCUGUGGCCAAGCUGGAGAAAACUAUUGAUGAUUUGGAAGAUGAAGUGUAUGCUCAGAAGCUAAAGGGCAAGGCUCUCAGUGAGGAGCUGGAUCUGGCCCUCAACGACAUGACUACACUGUAGAUGCUCUCUGUCUUCCUCUCUGCCCCUUCCUCCUGUGUGAACUCUUCUUCGCCUGUCUGCUGUUUUUCCAUUUCACAGUGGUAUUAUGGGCUAGAAGGUUCUUGAGGUGCAAUGUGCUAAAUUCACAAACCCUUUAGUAAGCUGUAUCUCUAUUACUCAGGACUGAUCUUUUUACAGAAAAUCACUGCUACGUGUCUAUAGUUCACUGAGUUAAUAUUCUCUCAUUAGUGAAAUAUUCAUGUUAACCUGUUUUCCCCUCUGUCUCUGUAAUAAAUGAUUUAAAUUUCUCUUGCCUUUUCUGUUUUCUCCCAGUUUCUUUCUCUUCUGCUUAUUUCACACUCUAAACAAUGUUACGAAAUACAAUGCUUCAUGAAUCACACCAGAUAUAUACAAUAGAUAGACAGAUAGAUAGAUGGAUAUAGAUAUGCCCUCACACACAUCACUGAUGUAUUAAAACUCUAGUGGUUUGAUAGAAUACACAUAAUUUGUUUCAUUUUUUAUUUGGUUUUCUUUAGUUUUCAGUUCAUUUUAGUUUGUCUCUUUCUCUUCUGGUGGUAGUUUGCUCCAUUGAUCAUAAGGUUGGAGGUUCGACACCCAGCCCCUGCGCCUGUGAAAAAAUAAUAAAAUAAAAAAAUUUCUUAUAAAAAAUAAGAAAUUCUGUAUGUAUAAAUAAGGAUUAUUUUUCUUUAUGUGUGUAAUCAGACUUUGUCUUUAGACAAGACACUGAACCUUAAGUUGCUCCUGAUGACAAGAAGGCACCUUGCAUGGAAGUUAUUUCGCCAGUGGUGUGUGAAUGAGAAACACAUUGGAAAGCGCUUUGAGUACCAGUAAGGUAGAAAUAUGCAGACCGUGAACCAUAUGUAGAGUCCUUGGCCCAUUAGAUGAUCAAGCGCCAUGGUAACUCAUGCUGAAUUCCUAACCUGCUCUGGUGCAGAUUAUGUUCCAGUUAACAGAUCAGCAUGUACAAAAGCACCAACCAGCACCGACCAAUCAGUUGUCUUGGAAAAGGGCAUCAGCAUUCUUGGAAGAUCAUGGAAAUCUAGCAUACAGAUAGUCAGAGGAGAAGAGAGUCUUAGAGCUGCAAGCCAUUAUAAAUUCAUUUCACUGGUCUAUACGCCUGUGCCAGCGUAUGUGGUAUAACUAGCUCAGAUAUAUAAGGUGGUGCAUGUCCAUGCAAGGCUACUUAGGCAAGUUAACCUUAAAACCAGCUUCUGCUUGUACCAACAGCCAAAUAACAAAGGCCAAAAUGGGUAUUAUACGAUCUUAUUUGAACAUUUUUGUUAAGAUUCAAUUUGCAGCAUUCCGAACAAUCUGAAAACUAAUAGCACUAAUAGCAGAAAAAGGGUAUUACAGUAAUCAAGUGUGGAGGAUACACAUGCAUGGAUCACUGGUUCAGCCUCAUACUGUGACAGAGUAAGUUGGAUUUUAGGGAAAAAUGCUGUCUUGACAAAAUCCCUAAUAUGAGACUGGAAUGUCAGACAUCCAUCCAUCCAUCCAUCCAUCCAUCCAUUCAUUAAUUCAUUCAUUAUAUACACACUGCUUAAUCCUCUGUAGGGUUGUGAGGGGCUGGAGUCUCUCAGCUGACUUAGGGUGAAGGCAGAUGACACCCUGGACAGGUCACCAGUCUGUCACAGGGCUACACAUAGAGACAAACAAGCACACUGACAUUCACACCUAUGAAAUAACCCACGCACAGAUAACUUGCAGCACCACACAGAAAGAUCCCAGUCCCAGGCCGAGACAAACCAGGGAUGUUGUAGCUGUGAGGUGACGGUGCGAACAACUAAGCUACAGCCCAUACGGGAAUCCAAAAUCAUCACGUCAAAGGUUUGGUCCAGCUUCAAGUAAUAAUACAGCCAUCAACGGUAAUACAAACUCCUAUACAAAUGCCUAUAUUUUUACCAGGUCCAACAGCUUUGAAUAGCAAAACAUUCAUGCGCAUCUAUUUUUUAUUUCUGAUAGACACGCCUCAAAAUGACUCCCAGUUGAGGGACGGAAGAGGUCAUUUUGUUUUACAAUACAUGUACCGUAUUUUCACGACUAUAAGGCGCACAUAAAAGUCUUAGAUUUUCUUCAAAUUGUGCGGCGCGCCCUAUGGUGCAGUGCGUCCUGUGUGUUGUUGUUGUUGUAAGGCGGACGUAGAGCAGGUGUUUUUUUCCACGCAUCACCAUCGCUGUUGAUCUGUGACUCUAUGCGUGCCCAUCUCACAGCCGAUGUGAAAAAACAAGUGAAGCAAAUGAACUCUGAGCUUGCUGUCAUUCCGGGAGGCCUGACAAAGGAACUCCAACCGCUGGACAUCGGUGUGAACCGGCCGUUCAAAGUAAGGCUGCGAGCGGCGUGGGAGCGAUGGAUGACCGAUGGAGACCACAGUUUCACUAAGAGUGGAAGGCAGCGCCGGGCGAGUUACGCCACAAUUUGCCAAUGGAUUGUAGAUGCUUGGGCUAACGUGUCUGCUGGCACUGUUGUUCGAGCUUUCGCAAAAGCCGGCAUCAUUUCCGAGGCGCCGCACGGCACGGAAAGUGACUCUGACAGUGAAGAAAGUGAACCUGGCAUGUUUGAUGGAGGUUUAGCGCAGCUGUUCAAUUCAGAAACAGAGGAUGAGGACUUCCAUGGGUUUGAUUGAUGACGAUUACCGGUUAAAAAAAAAAAAAAGUGAAUACCAAACUCAGUUUUGCUCCCGCUCUAUUUUUAAAUACGCACACUUGUGUGCUUGUUUUAUCUGUGUUUUACCAUGCCCGCGACUAUUGAUGAUUUAAAAAAUGUUAGUACUUUGUAAUCAAUACUUAAAUAAAGCACAACCAAACUCA
Messenger RNA from Acanthochromis polyacanthus (spiny chromis), 3848 nucleotides. It is a transcript of the gene tpm2, whose product is annotated as tropomyosin 2 (beta). The transcript has 9 exons. The record is from RefSeq and is a predicted model, not a curated record. Lineage: Eukaryota; Metazoa; Chordata; Actinopteri; Pomacentridae. Gene Ontology annotation, biological process: muscle contraction; actin filament organization. Gene Ontology annotation, cellular component: actin filament. Bases 187 to 1041 code for a protein of 284 amino acids. Gene Ontology annotation, molecular function: actin filament binding.